AUGGCUUCCUCAGAUGGCCCCAAAUAUGUCUAUAAGAUCGUUCCGUCGAGUGCGCCCAUCCCCGAGUCUUUGCCGGCGAGACUUCCCAUCAGCGAUCUCGACCAACAGUCGGGAUUCAUCCAUCUCUCUACAGCGCUGCAGGUGCCGAACACUUUGAAAUUCUUCUUUAAGGACGAGCCUUGUGUGUACAUGCUCCGAAUUGGAUAUGAGAAAGUCCAGGAGAACAUUCGGUGGGAAAGUCCCGAUGCAAAGGUCUGCGGCCCCCGAGGAGGCGAGGGCAUGUUUCCGCAUCUUUACAAUGGUCACAAGCUGGGAAAGGACGAGAUAGAGAGUGUGGCUACUUGGAAGAAUGAAGAUGGCUGGGACCGUGCAUUAGAGAACGCAGCCUCAUGGCUUGUUUAUUGA
Talaromyces atroroseus is the source of this 405-nucleotide messenger RNA. RefSeq lists its product as hypothetical. The transcript has 2 exons. The coding region runs from base 1 to 405 and encodes 134 amino acids. The record is from RefSeq and is a predicted model, not a curated record. NCBI's taxonomy places the organism in Eukaryota, Fungi, Ascomycota, Eurotiomycetes, Eurotiales, Trichocomaceae.